Drosophila bipectinata is the source of this 1125-nucleotide messenger RNA. RefSeq names its product UPAR/Ly6 domain-containing protein bero. Gene Ontology annotation, biological process: sleep; regulation of synaptic transmission, cholinergic; positive regulation of voltage-gated potassium channel activity. NCBI's taxonomy places the organism in Eukaryota, Metazoa, Arthropoda, Insecta, Diptera, Drosophilidae. The record is from RefSeq and is a predicted model, not a curated record.
ACAUAUAUAGUCAUCUGAAAAACACCAGAUUAUAGCUUAAUUACAAAUAAAAAUAAACAACAAAUUCCAGUGGCUAGUUCUUAAAUCAAACACUAAUAUAAACAACGAGUAUAAACAGUGAAAAGAAUUUUUUCUCCAAAAAAAACUGAUAACCCAGCAAACUUUUACGUUUUUUUUUGUUUUUUGCUUAAAAGAAGAAACAAUAUAAACAAGAGAUAAAAGCUCUAUAUUUCUGUGUUAUUGUUGUCUUAUGAGAAACAGUGACUGGUUCGCAGACAAAAAACUGAUGGUAAUUUUCUGUGUGUUUUUUUGCGUGUGCCCUCGUUGACACACAUAUCUACGCAUGUCGUCAUCAGCUCGGGCCAUUACCUGCUACGAAUGCGAUUCCGUCAAUAAUCCAGGGUGUGGGGAGAAUUUCGCGGGCGAUGACAUAGCCACGUCGGAUUGCGAGGCGGUGGCGGACAUGCGAGCGCCCGGAAUGGAGUCCUCGUGUUUGACCAAGUAUUACGGCGGAACAGUGCCCGGAGAAAUGUUGUUUAUGAGACGUUCCUGUUACUUUGAUGAAUCCUCGCCCGUGGAAGUCAAUUGCGAUGAGACUCCAGAUCCCGUAGUGCCCUAUCUGAACUUCCUAGGAUGCAAGGUCUGCAACACGGAUCUGUGCAAUGCGGCAGGCAAAGGGGCUACCCUUUCUAUAGUAGCCAUGAUUUUCGUGUUUGGAAUGCUUUUUUCAAACUAUAAUUAUUGAAGAGCAUCCUUUGUAUUCUACCAUCUAAUAUUAUUAUACUCGAAACCCGUAUCCUAAUUGGAAAAGCACGUCAAGUCCAUGUAUCCUAAAACAAAAAUGUUAUAACAGCAUUGAGAUAUUUUUAUAAUUUUUUAUUUUAUUUGAUCUUGUUUCCAUUGAUUUUUAUACAUCCACUAAAAUGAUUUAACAUACAUAUAUCUUUAUAUAAUAUAAUUAUUCUUGUUUGAUUUAAUAUAAUUUAUUAUCGAAUAAAAUUUACUCGUCUCCUACAUAAUCGGCGUGUGUGUUUACGUGUACGUGUACGUAUGUAUUGUAAUCAGGAUUUAUGUAUUACAAAAUAUAUGCAUAAAUUAAAUAAAAAUAACAUCUCAAAAUCGACA